UAAUGCAAACAUUAUUCAGUGGUUAAUGAUAGUGUAAUCUUUGUGAACUGUUUUUUUAAAGUUGUUCUCCUGGAUUUAUUGAUAAUAGGGACAGAUUUCCAUGGUCACUUGAAGAAGGAAGAUGCUCACCCAUAAAAUACAAUAUAUGGAAUAGACUACAAUAAAUUAUUUAGAGUAUGAAACAGCAUAACAUAUUUUAGUAUUAAAAAUGAUGAUGGUUCUAAGGAAGUCAUGUGGCUGCCGUCACAGAACACUCGUGACCUAAUGUGGCUGCGGUCUUCGGACAAGAAGCAUGGCUUCUCAACUUGCCACGAUAUUAUUGUGGCUUGGUGGAAGUGCCUUCGGUCUACGAGACAUUCAACUUAAUGUACCAGAGGCGGUAGGGGUGGGUGCUAGUGCAACCCUCGGCUGCCGCUGGGCGCUGGACACUGGCGAGACACUAUACACUGUGAAAUGGUACCACGGAGCGCAGGAAUUUUUCCGAUUCGUACCGAAAGAAUUGCCUAAUACCCGUGUCUUUUCGCAAACAGGCAUCAGCGUUGAUGUGUCACGUUCAGGCGCUCAGCAAGUUGUAUUGCGCGGUGCAUCAAAAAGCCUAAGCGGACGGUACCGAUGCGAGGUGUCAGCCGAUGCACCGUUUUUUCACACUGUGUAUAAAAGUGCUUAUAUGCGUGUCGUAGAAUUGCCAGAGGCAAUGCCUAUAGUGUACUCACAGAAGAGUUGGUACACUGUGGGUGACAUGCUGCGAGCUAACUGCACGUCGCCUCCCGCAGAGCCACAAGCAAACCUUACAUGGCUUCUUAAUGGAUACGAGGUAAAAGGCCUCGAUAUUCCACCCCCAGACAUGGCUUUUUCUCGAAGAGAGCCUGUCAUUAGCGAUGCUUCACUAGAAAAUGCGAAUAGAAUUAUAUUCAGUCCAUGGGACGCAAUUUCUGGCUACGAGGAGUCUGCAACGGACGUCAUAGACAUUCCGGGCGACAUAGAUGAUUCAGUUGCUUCAAACUCUUACAAGAAGUUCGAGAGUACGACGCGAAUAACGCCUCGACUAGAACAAAUUUCAAGCAAAAAUAUUAGCAUUGAAGAAGAUAAAUCUAAUAAGUCUUCCUCCUUCAGUCAACUCGUUAUACGAGUGCAGACUUCGCAUUUUCAUAAGGGUCGGAUGAAUGUAACGUGCGUGGCGCGCAUAUUGUCAGUUUGGUCAGCGAGCACCGCACUUUUGCUAGACGAGGAGCGACCUCAAAUAGCUCCCGUCAUGGGUAGUCGGGACACGAACUCAGGGCAAUACGAUGAUGGACGGCAGGCGGAUAUGAAUAAAAAACAAAAUAUUUUCUCAAAUAAUGUCAGUGUUAGACUACUUAAUACGCCCAUAUUUAUAGUCGAGUAUAUAUAUGUAUAUAAUAUUCUUAUCUUUCUAGCAAAUACAUGUCAUGUUCUUGUACGUACAUUUAAACGUGAAAUCUACCAAUACUGACUACCACCAAUUUUUUCAAUGUACAGUACAUUCGCAUUUCAUAAAUAAUUAUGUUACGAUAUAAUAAUCCCAUAUUGUAUGUUUUUUCGUAUUGAUGUCUCGUACUCUACUAUAUAUUUGGGUAUUAGUAAAAUAAAAUUGACAGGUAAAA
Molecule: messenger RNA, 1622 nt
Organism: Nymphalis io (European peacock)
Lineage: Eukaryota; Metazoa; Arthropoda; Insecta; Lepidoptera; Nymphalidae
Exons: 8
Coding region: 293-1471 (392 amino acids)
Source: RefSeq, a predicted model, not a curated record